AUGGAUCGUAGUAUGGACGCGUCGCAUCCGGGCAUCGGCGACGUCGACAUCCCCGGCGUGCGUCGCAUCCGGCAGUCCUCCCUCCCGCAGGCGCUGCACGAUCUGAACGACCUCUUCACAAAGCAGUUCAUUGACAACGGCCGUGCGCUGAGCCAAGCCGACGGCAUCCUGGUGAACACGUUCGACGCACUGGAACCCGUGGCGCUUGCCGCCCUGAGAGAUGGCAAGGUGGUCCCCGGGUUCCCGCCGGUGUACGCCAUCGGACUGCUCAAGUCGUCACCCAGCAGCAGCUGCACAGACGGCGCCGGCAGUGAGAAGCAGGCGGCGGCGGCGUCCUCCUCCCCCUCCCCUAUUUUUGCUUGGCUUGGGGAGCAGCCGGCGAAGUCGGUUGUGUACGUCGCGUUCGGGAGCCGCACCGCCGUGAGCCACGAGCAGCUCCACGAGAUGGCCGCGGGGCUGGAGGCGAGCCGAUGCCGGUUCCUGUGGGUCCUCAAGACGACGGUGGUCGACCGCGAAGACACGGCAGAGGUGCGCGACGUCCUCGGCGACCAGUUCCUGGAGCGGGUGACAGACCGCGGCCUGGUGACCAAGGGGUCGGUGGAGCAGGAGGCCGUGCUUCGCCACGCCGCCGUGGGGGUGUUCCUGAGCCACAGCGGGUGGAACUCCGUGACGGAGGCGGCGGCGUGCGGGGUGCCGCUGCUGGCCUGGCCGCGGUUCGGCGACCAGCGCCUGAACGCCAUCGCGCUGGAGAGCGGCGGCGCCGGGGUGUGGAUGGAGCGCUGGAGCUGGGACGGGGAGGAUGGGGUAGUGAGCGGGAGGGAGAUCGGGGAGAAGGUGAAGGCGGCGAUGGCUGACGCGGCGGUCAGGGCAAGGGCGGCGAGGGCCAGCCAGGAGGCCGCCAAGGCCGUCGCCGAGGGAGGCACCAGCUACCGGAGCAUGCAGUUGUUCAUCGGCAAGCUCAAGGCUUGGAUCGUCCCAAUGUCCGGGGGUGGAUUUUGGACAAACAUGGUCAUGAGAGUCGAUGAUGGUGCUGGUUUGGAAGAGUUCAGUUUUCCCAUGACACAGGACACCCAGGAAAUUGAUGAGAUGCCUACUGAAGUUCAAGCAGUUGAUGUGCAGCCACGUGAAGGUGCUCCACGCCCUUGCAGUACAAGGCCCUAUUUGAAGAGGACAAAAAAUUUUGAUCCAAAGGAGGAUGAAGUUGUUGUCUCCGCUUGGUUGAACGUUAGCAAAGAUCCUGUGCACGGGGCUAAUCAAUCUCGUGCCUCCUUUUGGAGUAGAAUUCGUGAUUACUAUGAGAAAAACAAGAAAACUAAAGCUUACAGAACGGAGAGUUCCAUUAUGCAUAGGUGGAUGACUAUUUUGGUGCAAGUGAACAAGUUUUGUGGAUGCUACGAAGCCAUUGAGCAUAGGAAUCAAAGUGGUGCAACCAUUCAAGACAAGAUUCCACCCCCAGAGUCCGAAGCACGAAAGAGGCCAAUGGGUCAAAAGAAGGCAAAAGAAGCUCUAAGGCGAGGAGGAGGUGAAGCUUGUGUGGAUCCUUUGGACAAAAUGUGGGCUAAGAACAAGGCUUUUGACAUGGAGAAAGAGAAGAAGAAAGAGGAGAGGUAUAUGGCUUCACUUGAGCUAGAGAAAAAGCGCCUGGCAUUAGAAGAAAAAAAAGUGAACCUUCAGUAUCCACUAUGA
Molecule: messenger RNA, 1686 nt
Organism: Miscanthus lutarioriparius
Lineage: Eukaryota; Viridiplantae; Streptophyta; Magnoliopsida; Poales; Poaceae
Source: the annotation of a GenBank genome assembly